CUUCCCUUCCUGCAGUCACCCAAGCGAUCGAUCGAUCUCUCUCUCUCUCUCUCUCUCUCUGGCCACAACCAUGAAGCGCGCGAUCGACGACGUCGCUUCCGGCGCCGCCGCCGCCGCGGGCGCCGCCAAGCCGAUGUUCCUCACCAAGGCCGAGCGCGAGAAGCUCGCCCUACAGCGCCGCCAGGACGAGGUGGCCGCCCAGAGGCGCCGACAGGAGCAGCUCCUCCUCUCCCAGGACGGCGGCAUCCCCCCCUCCUCCUCCGACCAGAAGCCCUCCGAUCCCGACCCCCGCGACCGCGACCGAGACCGCGACAGGGAGCGGGACCGACCGCGCGACCGGGAACGGGAGCGCGACCGCGAGCGAGAGCGGGAGCGGGAGCGGGAGCGGGAUCGGCGGGAGCGAGAUCGUGAGUCCGAGAGGAGGAACCGUGAGAGGGAGCGGGAGGAGGAGGCGAAGGCCCGCGAGCGCGCACGGCUGGAGAAGCUGGCGGAGAGGGAGCGGGAGAAGGAGCUCGACGCCAUAAAGGAGCAGUACCUGGGGUCGAAGAAGCCUAAGAAGCGGGUCAUCAAGCCAAGCGAGAAGUUCAGGUUCUCGUUCGAUUGGGAGAACACCGAGGACACCUCCCGGGACAUGAACGCACUCUACCAGAACCCUCACGAGGCGCAGCUGCUGUUUGGGCGAGGGUUCCGCGCCGGCAUGGAUCGCAGGGAGCAGAAGAAGCUUGCGGCGAAGAACGAGAAGGAGCUCCGUGAGGAGAUUCGCCGGAAGGAAGGGGUUGAGGAGAAGCCCGAGGAGGCCCUCGCGCAGAAGCAGAGAGAGGAGGCUGCGGAUGUGUAUGAUACGUUUGAUAUGAGGGUUGAUAGGCAUUGGACGGAGAAGAAGCUCGAGGAGAUGACGGAGAGAGAUUGGAGGAUCUUCAGGGAAGAUUUCAAUAUCUCCUACAAAGGGUCUAAGAUACCUAGGCCUAUGCGGAGCUGGGUAGAGAGUAAAUUGAGCUCUGAGCUUCUGAAGGCUGUGGAGAGAGCAGGGUACAAGACGCCUUCUCCUAUUCAGAUGGCUGCAAUUCCUCUUGGGUUGCAGCAACGCGAUGUCAUUGGCAUUGCGGAGACCGGGUCUGGUAAGACUUGUGCUUUUGUGCUCCCUAUGUUAACUUACAUUUCAAGAUUACCUCCACUGACUGAGGAGAAUGAGGCCGAAGGGCCUUACGCUGUUGUGAUGGCACCGACCCGUGAACUCGCUCAACAAAUCGAGGAGGAGACUAUGAAGUUCGCCCAUUAUAUGGGGAUUAAGGUGGUUUCAAUUGUUGGUGGGCAGUCAAUUGAGGAGCAGGGGUUUAGGAUCAGGAAUGGUUGUGAGGUUGUGAUAGCAACACCAGGGCGUUUGAUUGAUUGUCUGGAGAGGCGUUAUGUUGUUCUUAACCAGUGUAACUAUGUUGUUCUUGAUGAGGCUGAUAGGAUGAUUGAUAUGGGUUUCGAGCCACAAGUUGUGGGCGUGUUGGACGCCAUGCCGUCCAGUAAUUUUAAGCCUGAGAAUGAGGAUGAGGAGCUCGAUGAGAAGAAGAUUUAUCGCACUACUUAUAUGUUUAGUGCUACGAUGCCGCCUGCUGUGGAGCGGCUCGCAAGGAAGUAUUUGAGAAAUCCUGUAGUGGUUACAAUAGGUACCGCUGGAAAAACUACUGACUUGAUAUCUCAACAUGUGAUGAUGAUGAAGGCAUCGGAGAAGUUUCACAGGUUACAGAAGUUGCUUGAUGAACUUGGCGACAAGACAGCUAUUGUCUUUGUUAACACUAAGAAGAACGCAGAUACAGUUGCUAAGAAUCUGGAUAGGGCAGGCUACAAAGUGACUACUUUGCAUGGUGGUAAGUCUCAGGAACAAAGAGAGAUAAGCCUGGAAGGUUUUAGAUCCAAGAGAUAUACCGUGCUAGUGGCAACAGACGUUGCAGGGCGUGGUAUUGAUAUACCUGAUGUGGCCCAUGUAAUAAAUUAUGAUAUGCCUGGUAACAUAGAAAUGUAUACACAUCGUAUAGGGCGAACAGGUCGUGCUGGUAAGACGGGUGUGGCUACAACAUUCCUGACUCUAGGCGACACAGAUGUCUUUUAUGAUCUGAAGCAGAUGCUUAUUCAAAGUAACAGUCCAGUGCCUCCUGAGCUGGCGAGGCAUGAGGCUUCAAAAUUCAAGCCGGGAUCAAUUCCUGACAGACCUCCUAGACGAAAUGACACCGUUUUUGCUCACUAAUCAAGCCGAGUUAUUGCAAGAUAGUUCCUAGUAUAGGGUCUAGUUAUUGUUCCUUGCACUGUGCAAUGCUCUUUUUCCAAAUGAAGAAUUCAGUAUACUAUUUGAUAAGUGGGAUCAGUCCAAAUUUGUGCAGGUAUCAGUGCACUGAGAGUGGUAAUUGAUGUUAUUUUUGUUAGAAACAUUGUAUUUGGAGCAUUGUUAUUACAGCAGCAAUUAGCUACUGCAUCAUUUCACUAGUUAUAGCAUAUGGAGGUUUUA
Molecule: messenger RNA, 2494 nt
Organism: Syzygium oleosum
Lineage: Eukaryota; Viridiplantae; Streptophyta; Magnoliopsida; Myrtales; Myrtaceae
Product: DEAD-box ATP-dependent RNA helicase 21
Exons: 1
Coding region: 71-2236 (721 amino acids)
Biological process (GO): mRNA splicing, via spliceosome
Cellular component (GO): catalytic step 2 spliceosome
Molecular function (GO): ATP binding; RNA helicase activity; RNA binding
Source: RefSeq, a predicted model, not a curated record